AGCAACUGCCAACCAGAAUGUCAGCUGCCAAGGAGUUCCAGAGGAGCUAAGGGGAGUUUGUGCGUGAGAGCUGGCCGACCUGGCCACUCUCUCCAGUGGGCAGGAGGGUCACUGGGCCCACUUGGUGGGCAGCCCCAGCUGCCAACUGGGGCACCUCAGCUCAGCCUAGAACAGAGGUGUCAGGAAAUAACAUUCUCCCCAAGCUUCCUCUCCCAGUUCUCAAACUUAGAGGCCCAGACUAGGGCCUAGAAUUCACUGAGGCUUCGUGACUGUCUAGCAGUCAGGAUGGAACACAGAAGCCGACCUCGGGGCAUAGGCCUGAGCCGAAUCCCGGGGGCUCAGUCCCGAACCUCUCGGAUCCCACUCCCCUUCCAUGUGGAACAGGAGGCCAGGGAAGGAGAAGAAUGGGAACAACGAGAGCAACCUCGUCAGAGGACUCCUACCUACGGGCCUCCCGAAAGCGAAGAGCUGACAGACAACGUUAUGGUUUCCAAGCCAGCACCUUAUUGGGAAGGAACAGCUGUGAUAAAUGGAGAAUUCAAGGAGCUCAAGUUGACUGAUUAUCGUGGGAAAUACCUGGUUUUUUUCUUCUACCCACUUGAUUUCACUUUCGUGUGUCCAACUGAAAUCAUCGCCUUUGGUGACAGGAUUGAAGAAUUCAGAUCUAUAAAUGCUGAAGUGGUAGCAUGCUCUGUGGAUUCACAGUUUACCCACUUGGCCUGGAUUAAUACCCCUCGCAGACAAGGAGGACUCGGGCCAAUAAGGAUUCCACUUCUUUCAGAUCUGGCCCAUCAAAUCUCAAAGGACUAUGGUGUUUAUCUGGAAGACUCAGGCCAUACCCUUAGGGGUCUCUUCAUUAUUGAUGACAAAGGAAUCCUAAGGCAGAUUACUCUGAAUGACCUUCCUGUCGGUAGAUCAGUGGAUGAGACACUGCGUUUGGUUCAAGCAUUCCAGUAUACUGACAAACAUGGAGAAGUCUGUCCUGCUGGUUGGAAACCUGGUAGUGAAACCAUAAUUCCAGAUCCAGCUGGGAAACUGAAGUAUUUCGAUAAACUCAACUGAAAAAUACUUCCUCAGGUUUCAAUGCUUGAAAGUCCUCAAUAAAGUUCACCGUUUUAGUACCAUA
Mustela erminea (ermine) is the source of this 1126-nucleotide messenger RNA. RefSeq names its product peroxiredoxin 4 (gene PRDX4). Gene Ontology annotation, molecular function: thioredoxin peroxidase activity. Gene Ontology annotation, cellular component: cytosol; endoplasmic reticulum. Gene Ontology annotation, biological process: cell redox homeostasis; hydrogen peroxide catabolic process; cellular response to stress. The record is from RefSeq and is a predicted model, not a curated record. NCBI's taxonomy places the organism in Eukaryota, Metazoa, Chordata, Mammalia, Carnivora, Mustelidae. The transcript has 7 exons. Bases 286 to 1062 code for a protein of 258 amino acids.